Molecule: messenger RNA, 1450 nt
Organism: Chrysoperla carnea
Lineage: Eukaryota; Metazoa; Arthropoda; Insecta; Neuroptera; Chrysopidae
Gene: CstF64
Product: cleavage stimulation factor subunit 2
Exons: 10
Coding region: 124-1431 (435 amino acids)
Biological process (GO): mRNA 3'-end processing
Cellular component (GO): mRNA cleavage and polyadenylation specificity factor complex
Molecular function (GO): mRNA binding
Source: RefSeq, a predicted model, not a curated record
UGACAACAAAUAAAACAGAAUUUUUAAUUUGUUGAAUGUUGAAACUUUAAUUUUUCCAUAACAACACAAAUAUAAAACAGGUUGAUUUACAUUGUUUAAAAGUAAAUAAACAAUUACUUUAAAAUGGAGAGCAACAUGGAUCAAAAUAUCAUGGACAAGUCCAUGAGAUCGGUUUUCGUUGGAAAUAUUCCAUAUGAAGCAACCGAAGAAAAAUUAAAAGAUAUUUUUAGCGAAGUGGGACCAGUUCUUUCAUUUAAGCUAGUGUUCGAUAGAGAAACCGGCAAACCUAAAGGUUAUGGCUUCUGUGAAUAUAAAGAUCAAGAAACUGCUUUAAGUGCUAUGAGGAAUUUAAAUAACUACGAAAUAGCUGGACGUACUUUACGUGUUGACAAUGCGUGUACGGAAAAGUCGAGAAUGGAAAUGCAAAAUUUACUACAAGCACCAACAGUAGAAAAUCCGUAUGGUGAACCAAUUCAAGCAGAGAAAGCACCAGAAGCUAUUAGCAAAGCAGUCGCUUCUUUACCACCAGAGCAAAUGUUCGAAUUAAUGAAACAAAUGAAAUUGUGCAUUCAAAAUAAUCCUACAGAAGCAAGAACUAUGCUAUUACAAAAUCCACAAUUGGCAUACGCUUUACUUCAAGCACAAGUUGUUAUGAGAAUUAUUGAUCCUGCUAUAGCAUGUACAAUGUUACAUAAAGCUAAUCAACCGCCACCAACUUUACAACCAGCUGAGAAAGUAGCUAAUGAACCGGUUCCAAUCAAUUUACCAACAGCAGUAGCACCAGUAGCAGUACCAGCCCCAAGGCAACAACCUGAUUUCCCAUCAAUGGCUGUUGCACCACAUUCAAAUCAAAAUCCUGUAUUUUCAGCUCAAGAUGUCGAUUUACGUUCAAUUGAACCACGACCAAUAGACCCACGUUUAUCUCGAAUGGGCGAUCAAGAUAUGCGAAUUGCACCAACCGUAACUCAACCCAUAACACCUGUACCACCACCUAUUACUGGAAGUGGUUUUUCACCAGUUGAUACCACGCUUGCAAAGACUGGAGACACUUCAGAAAGUUUUUCACGUGAUCCUCGUGCUGCUUCUACAUUUACCAGUGAUCCAAGACAACGUAAUAUAGAUCCAAGACAUGCAAAAACUAUAGGAGCAGCUCCAAAUACAUCUGCAGCAGGUUACGCGCCAACUCCUGUAGCAGCACCAAUACGACCACCUCCAAAUAUUCCAAUAUUAGCUGCCGGUUCACAAUUACCAAGAAUGCCAGUUGGGCUAUCGCCAAAUAUAGGCCCAUCAGGAGCUUCAGAUCAAGAAAAGGCUGCUCUUAUAAUGCAAGUGUUACAAUUAUCAGAUGAUCAAAUAGCUAUGUUACCUCCAGAACAACGUACAAGUAUUCUAGUAUUGAAGGAACAAAUAGCCAAAAGUACGCAACGUUAAAUGAAGAUCUACUGAGCUG